CCAUCAAAAGAGUUCACCAACGAUCUGCUCAUUAAGACUAGCUCUUUCCACUCCUGUAACAUACACUCAUCACCACAAUAAUGGGAAAGGUUCAUCUGGAGGAUAACGAUACCGAAGAAAAUAAAACUGAGUUUAGUUUAGUUCGGGUCAAGGGCACCUGGAAGUGCAAACUGGGAAAGAAUUUCAAUAAAGACAAAGCUGACUGCGUCUCUGCUGCAAAAAUCUAUGAGAACAUCACAGAAAAGGGCACCAGUUGGACAGUGGUCAGCCCCAUCGUCUUCACCUACAAGGUAACUGAGACCCGGGACCUCCUGGACCCGAGCAACGACACACUCCUGCUGGGCCACAUCACCGACCCGCAGCAGCUGGAGGACAUUAAAAAAUCAAUUAAGCCAAUCAAACGCUUUGUGGUCGUUGACCAAGAAGUCUACAAAAUCUACGGUGAGAAGCUAACUGAAUACUUAGAGGCCAACAAUGUCCUGUACAAGAUCUUGUCUCUACCCACCACAGAAGAGAACAAAUCCAUGAAAAUGGCCUUGAAGAUCUUAGAGGAGGUCAACAGCUUCUCCCUGGACCGCCGCACAGAGCCCAUCAUUGCCAUUGGUGGAGGGGUUUGCCUGGAUAUCGUGGGCCUGGCGGCCUCACUUUACAGAAGACGCACCCCUUACAUCAGGGUCCCCACCACGCUGCUCUCCUACGUCGAUGCCAGCGUGGGAGCAAAGACGGGGGUUAACUUUGCAAACUGCAAGAACAAGCUGGGCGCCUACAUUCCACCCGCCGCCGCCUUCCUCGACCUGUCCUUCUUACAAACUGUUCCACGACGGCACAUCUCCAACGGGCUAGCGGAGAUGUUAAAGAUGGCCUUGAUGAAACACAGAGGCCUCUUUGAGCUUCUUGAGACACACGGCCGCAUGCUGCUGGACACUAAAUUCCAGGCUGACAACAGUGUGUACGGACGCAACCGCUUACAGGCUGCAUCACAGGCGACUCGUAUCGCCAUCGUAACCAUGCUGGAGGAGCUUGCCCCAAACCUUUGGGAGGAUGACCUAAACAGACUUGUGGACUUUGGCCACCUUAUCAGUCCAGCGUUAGAGAUGAAAGUUCUCCCGUCUCUGCUGCACGGCGAGGCGGUGAACAUCGAUAUGUCGUACAUGGUCUACGUGUCCAAAGAGCGCGGCCUGUUGACAGAAGACGAAAAGCAAAGGAUCAUCAGCUGCAUGGUGGGCCUGGAGCUGCCUGUCUGGCACGAGGCGUGCACCAUGGAGCUCAUACAGAAGUCUCUGCAGGACAGGCUGAAGCAUUCGGGAGGCCUGGUCAGGAUGCCUCUUCCUGUCGGUCUUGGGGAAUCGGAAAUUUCUAAUGACACACCUUGUGAGAUCCUGCACAGAGCUUACGCAAAGUGGUGUGAUGAGCUGAGCGCCUCCUCUGACGGCAACUGUGACUCUUAACCUGCUGCCCAAAC
Molecule: messenger RNA, 1462 nt
Organism: Sebastes umbrosus (honeycomb rockfish)
Lineage: Eukaryota; Metazoa; Chordata; Actinopteri; Perciformes; Sebastidae
Gene: eevs
Product: 2-epi-5-epi-valiolone synthase
Exons: 5
Coding region: 81-1448 (455 amino acids)
Biological process (GO): antibiotic biosynthetic process
Molecular function (GO): 3-dehydroquinate synthase activity
Source: RefSeq, a predicted model, not a curated record